GUCAUUACGAUUUCUCGAUUGUUCCGAAUCACAAGUGAAUUAAAAAAUUCUAACUUUUAAGAAAAACUACUAAUUUUCAGCGAGUGAAAAGAUUUUAAAUAAGUGAAAUAAAAUGUUGUCAGCCACAAAGCAUUUGUUGAAGCACUCAAAUAUUACACAGACUUUGAUGAACACACGAAAUGUUUCAAGUCUGAUGAAAAAUAACUUCAAUCAAUUUAAUCGUCUCCAAUGUAGAUUCAAAUCUGAAGGUGUAAAAGGAGCUGUAAUUGGUAUUGAUUUAGGCACAACAAAUUCAUGUGUCGCAGUCAUGGAAGGCAAACAAGCCAAGGUCAUUGAGAAUGCUGAAGGCUCAAGAACCACCCCAUCUCAUGUUGCAUUUACAAAGGAUGGUGAAAGAUUAGUUGGCAUGCCAGCAAAACGUCAAGCAGUUACCAAUUCCGCAAACACUUUUUACGCCACAAAACGUCUCAUAGGAAGAAGAUUUGACGAUCCCGAAAUCAUGAAAGAUAUGAAAAAUCUUUCUUACAAAUGUGUGAAAGCUUCAAAUGGAGAUGCAUGGGUACAAGCAACGGAUGGCAAAGUUUAUUCACCUUCGCAAAUCGGUGCCUUCGUACUUAUGAAGAUGAAGGAAACCGCUGAAGCAUAUUUAAACACACCAGUAAAGAACGCUGUUAUUACCGUUCCAGCUUACUUUAAUGAUUCCCAACGUCAAGCUACCAAAGAUGCUGGUCAAAUUUCGGGUCUUAACGUUUUACGUGUUAUCAAUGAACCAACAGCUGCUGCUUUAGCUUAUGGAAUGGAUAAGAGCGAAGAUAAAAUUAUUGCUGUUUAUGAUUUGGGCGGUGGAACUUUUGAUAUCUCAAUUCUUGAAAUUCAAAAAGGUGUCUUUGAAGUGAAAUCAACUAACGGCGACACACUGCUGGGAGGUGAAGAUUUUGAUAAUCACAUCGUUAAUUAUCUCGUGAAUGAGUUCAAGAAAGAGCAAGGCAUUGACAUUCGUAAGGAUCCGAUGGCAAUGCAAAGAUUAAAGGAAGCUGCUGAGAAAGCAAAAUGUGAAUUGUCAUCAUCAGUUCAAACUGAUAUUAAUUUGCCGUAUUUGACGAUGGACGCAAGUGGUCCAAAGCACAUGAACUUGAAGAUGACACGUUCAAAGUUGGAGAAUCUUGUUGGCGAGCUCAUCAAACGAACAAUUUCGCCAUGUCAAAAAGCUUUAUCAGAUGCUGAAGUAUCAAAAUCAGAUAUUGGGGAAGUUCUCCUUGUCGGUGGAAUGACUCGCAUGCCAAAGGUUCAAUCAACUGUUCAAGAUAUUUUCGGACGUCAACCAUCACGUUCUGUAAAUCCUGAUGAGGCUGUCGCUGUUGGUGCAGCUGUUCAAGGUGGUGUUCUUGCCGGUGACGUUACUGAUGUUCUUCUUCUCGAUGUUACUCCAUUGUCACUUGGUAUUGAAACACUUGGCGGUGUCUUCACUCGUUUGAUAACAAGAAACACAACAAUUCCAACAAAGAAGUCUCAAGUGUUCUCAACAGCAGCUGACGGUCAAACGCAAGUCGAAAUCAAAUGUCAUCAGGGUGAACGUGAGAUGGCAUCUGACAACAAACUUCUCGGUGCAUUUACACUUGUCGGCAUUCCACCAGCACCCCGAGGUGUUCCACAAAUUGAAGUCACGUUUGAUAUUGACGCAAACGGCAUUGUUCACGUGUCAGCACGUGACAAAGGCACAGGAAAGGAACAACAAAUUGUCAUUCAAUCAUCGGGUGGUUUAAGUAAAGAUGAAAUUGAGAAUAUGAUUAAGAAUGCGGAGCAAUAUGCAGCAGCUGAUAAGACGAAGAAAGAACGCAUUGAAGCAAUAAACCAAGCUGAAUCAAUUGUACAUGAUACCGAAACAAAAAUGGAAGAAUACAAAGAUCAAUUGCCACAAGAAGAGUGCGAUAAGCUUCGAGAAGAAAUUGCUAAAGUGAGAACGUUGUUAGCUGAUAAGGAGAAUGCUGAUCCCGAGGCUGUACGUAAAGAGACCGGAAAUCUUCAACAAUCUUCAUUAAAAUUGUUUGAGAUGGCAUAUAAAAAGAUGGCAGCAGACCGUGAGAGUUCUUCAGGAGGAAGCACCAACAGCGAAUCAACCACCAGCGAAGAAGAGAAAAAGAAGGAAGAAAAGAACUAAAACAACAUUACAAUUUCCCCAACAAACCCAAUAAUUAAUUAAACUGUUUAGAAUUAAAUCGAGAAAAACACUUUAGAUGAUAAUAAAAUUAAAGAAAAAGAAAAAGUUGAUGAAUAAUUUCGUGACGGCACUUGGGAUGGUGAAUGACGGUAAUCGAAGUGGAAAAUUUGGGUCCCAAGAUUUUCCUCACAGCUGGUUGUCGCCCUUUUUACGUUUUUCAACGAGAUUACAGUUGUCAGAGUCCACCCACACCAUUUGCUGUCAGUCAUGAAAACAUUUCAACCAGUAAUAAGAUUUUUGUUUUAUGUUGCAUUAUUGAAAUUUGAUUUUCUUUGUGAUUCGAGACAAAUAAAAAGAAGCUGAAAAUGAGUUGGGACCG
Messenger RNA from Clunio marinus, 2537 nucleotides. The record is from the annotation of a GenBank genome assembly. NCBI's taxonomy places the organism in Eukaryota, Metazoa, Arthropoda, Insecta, Diptera, Chironomidae.